Plodia interpunctella (Indianmeal moth) is the source of this 1047-nucleotide messenger RNA. RefSeq names its product cuticle protein 7-like. Gene Ontology annotation, cellular component: extracellular matrix. Bases 123 to 776 code for a protein of 217 amino acids. Lineage: Eukaryota; Metazoa; Arthropoda; Insecta; Lepidoptera; Pyralidae. The transcript has 3 exons. The record is from RefSeq and is a predicted model, not a curated record.
AUGUACAUCGCAAAACCGGAGUGAAGUGCAGUAGAAUAAUCAGUGUAGUAUAAAUAUGCAAGUGGACAAUUGGACGGCACAGUGCACUUCGAUUGCUCACUGGAGUACCAACAGCCAUCGAUAUGAACACACAUUUGGCGAUAUCGUGCGUUUUGGCUGCGCUUGCGGUGGCAACAGCGAAUCCACCUCUAGCAUUAUCCUACGCCCCCAUCUCUACUAUUGAGAGAAUUCCAGACCCAAGCUACAAGUUCAACUACGCAGUAAACGACCCAGUGACCGGCGACAACAAAGGCCAAUGGGAGACGAGACAAGGCGACGUAGUGCAAGGCGCUUAUUCUCUGGUCGAGCCUGACGGCAAUAUCAGAGUCGUGGAGUACACGGCCGACCCUCUGAGGGGAUUCAACGCAGUCGUCAAGAGGACCGGACCUAACAUACAUUCUGUCGCGUUGCCCGCUAUCAAACCAAUCACUCCGAUUAUUACAGAUGUCAGACCUGUAGUACACGCGCCGCUCAUAGAAGCAGUCGCCCCGAUAGCGCCCAUCGCUCCAAUCGCCCCAAUCGUCCACGCACCAAUAGUCGAGCCCCUAAUCCAAACGGCACCGAUAAUUGAUCACAUCCCAACACUGGACUAUCUCCCCUGGUUGCCCCUCCCCGCCUCACCCUGGCUCUCCAUCUCGGGCAGUAAAUAUGGACACAAAGGCAAUAUAGUUCGUCGAUGGGCUGUUGGACCCAUCGACAUGCAGGGAAAAACGCUGACUGUCAAAACAAAACAUUAAAAUAAAUGUAUUAAAAUCCUCCUGUUUCACCAAUAUAGACAGGCGACUGUUGUUUGGUGAAACAGGUCGGCGUCUCUUAUUGUAUAGGUAACAUAUGUUACUCAUGGCACUAGUGUGUUCUUGCAUAUUUCCAUUUAUGUCUGUCGUGCAAAAAUACACUUAGGUCUAUAAUAGGAGUUAUUAUUAUGGUAUUAUCCAUAGCAACGAAGUGUACCUGAACUUUAUGUAUUUUAUCGUUGUAAAUAAAUAUUUAUUUAUAAACGAAAUCAAA